AUGCGUCUGAUCAACUCUGAGACCCUGCAACUCAAAGACGUGGUAGGACAAGUCCCGCCGUACGCCAUUUUGUCUCACACAUGGGGCCCCGACGAGCUGUCUUACCAGUCAUACCGUGACCCAGAAGAGCGGCAGGCGCACGCCGGUUAUCCCAAGGUCAGGCUUCUCUGCGAGCAGGCCCGAAGAGAUGGACUGGAGUACGUGUGGAUCGAUACUUGCUGCAUCGACAAGUCCAGCAGCGCCGAGUUGAGCGAGGCCAUCAACUCCAUGUUCCGGUGGUACAGCGAGUCUGCGACCUGCUAUGCCUACAUCGAGGAUUUUGACUUGUCUGACGAUGACGUCGGGAUCAAGAUGACGGCCAAGCUGAGAGCCUGCCGAUGGUUUUCUCGCGGCUGGACGCUCCAGGAGCUCAUAGCCCCCAAACAGGUGCACUUCUUCGGAGCGGGCUGGCAGGCCAUCGGCGAGCGGUCGGCCAUGAAGACCGCACUGGCAGCGAUCACGGGGAUAGACGAGGACGUGCUGGGAGAGAACCCCACCGACAUCAAGCUGAUCAGCGUCGCGAAGAAGAUGAGCUGGGCCGCGGGCCGGGAGACGACACGGGUCGAGGACAUCGCGUACUGCCUGCUGGGCCUGUUCGACGUCCACAUGCCCAUGCUGUACGGCGAGGGCGCCAAGGCCUUCGUGCGGCUGCAGGAGGAGAUCCUGCGCGAGUCGGAGGACCACUCCAUCUUCUGCUGGCGCGCGGCCCGCGACGGCGGGCCCGCCCCGUACCGCGGCAUCCUGGCCGACUCGCCCGACGAGUUCCGCGGGAGCCAGAAGGUCGUGCCGUUCCCGAGCCUCCGCGCCGCCGGCUCGAGCCUCAUCACGACGACGAGCCGCGGCGUCUCGCUGACCUCGACCGUCUUCUGGGACGCGGCGCGCGAGGACCGCAUCGUGGCGCAGGUCGGGCUCAACUGCCGCUGGGGCGACGACUUCGACAGCGUCAUCGGGAUCGCGCUCGUCUCGCACGGCGGCACCGACCAGUACUUCCGGACGAGCCCGACCGAGCUCAUGUCGCUGCCGUCGUACGGGCGCCAGGAGACCAUCUACGUGGCCAAGUCGGUCCACCUCCGGCAGGUGACGCCGAUCCCCAAGCUCAACCGCCAGAGCGCCAUCUACUUCAGCCUCCUGCCCCGGGGCUCCGAGGCCAAGGCCGUCUACCCGGACGGCGCCAAGUACGACAAGCAGCUCCGGCUGCUGGAGCUGGGCCCAUGGGUCGCGGACGGCAAGGCUGGCCUGGUGCUGGAGUGCCCCGGCGUCCCGGGCCGCAUCCUGGUCCUGUUCUGGGUGACGCGGGAUCCGGAGACGUGGCUCUACACGUACGCCUUUGACGUGAAGACCGCGCCGCCCGAGAUGGCGCAUGCGUGGUUCCUAGCCGCGAGGAAACCCCGCGAGCCGGGCAGCGAGCACACGAUCCUGCAUGGCAGGCAGCAGCUCGUGGUCAGGGGCCGGCCGGGCAAGGUGCAGGGCUUCGACCUGUUCUGCGUCGAGGUCAGGGUCGAGGAGGCUCGCUUGGCACCGUCCUGGAGGGCCCGCUCCGUCUACUCGGCUUCGAGGAUACUGUAA
Neoarthrinium moseri is the source of this 1605-nucleotide messenger RNA. RefSeq lists its product as uncharacterized. NCBI's taxonomy places the organism in Eukaryota, Fungi, Ascomycota, Sordariomycetes, Amphisphaeriales, Apiosporaceae. The record is from RefSeq and is a predicted model, not a curated record. The transcript has a single exon. The coding region runs from base 1 to 1605 and encodes 534 amino acids.